Messenger RNA from Thyridium curvatum, 1482 nucleotides. RefSeq lists its product as uncharacterized. Gene Ontology annotation, molecular function: protein binding. The transcript has a single exon. The record is from RefSeq and is a predicted model, not a curated record. NCBI's taxonomy places the organism in Eukaryota, Fungi, Ascomycota, Sordariomycetes, Thyridiales, Thyridiaceae. Bases 1 to 1482 code for a protein of 493 amino acids.
AUGUCAACGCAAGACCCCCUUGACACGAUGGACAAGCAGAACGGCUGCGGGCUGGCAACCCUGCCAGUUGAACUCAUCAUGCGCAUUACUUACACUCUCACAACCUCCGAUCUGUCGUCUUUGCGCCUGACUUGCAAACGCAUCACAGACGCUCUCUCGUCUCAAUACAUUCGGGAGUUCUUUACCAAGAAGCAGUUCAUGCUGUCGGAAUUCAGCCUCAAAGCCCUGGUCGAUAUCUCAAAGCACGAGGCCUACUCGCAAAGCCUGACGCAUGUCAUCUUUGGCUUGGAUCAUUUCGAGCUGCAAGACGCCGGGACCCGGGACCUCUCCUCGGAGCAGCUCACCGAGUAUCGGGCCGGCCAUGCCGAGCAGCAGUACCUGAUAUCGUCAAGUCGCGGCCAGCUUCUCCUCGUCGAGGCGUUCAGAAACCUUCCCAGACUAGAAACAAUCGACAUCAGGGACUUUAGCUCGAACCGGCGCUCGCGCGAUGGUCCUACACGCAAGUGGUGCAGCUAUGGCGCGCCGACCAUUUGUAAAAAGACGGGACGGGAACUGACGACCAGCGGCUACCCACGUGGCGAUUUCGCCUCCAAGACAUUUGCGCUCGUGCUCGCGGCAGCGGCAGAGGCCGGCGUCCGGCUUUCCAAGCUCGAGGUUAUAUGCCGAAACAAGACAUGGGGCCUCACUGACUUCGCCUUCUACGUGCCGCCUGCCCUUGAGCCUGCCUACGACUCCGUGCUGGCGGGCAUCCGCGUGCUGAACCUGGACCUCUAUCCCGGACUCGGCUUGGAUUUCGGGCGUAUCACCAACCCCGAGGAGUACCGCGUGGCUACGGUCAUGCUGAAGAAGUUCCUGCGCCGGACCACGAAUGUCACACAUCUGCGCCUGAACUUGCAGCAUGCUAGCCACACCGCUGCGCAGACGCUCAUUGAGUGGAUUGGCCAUCCCGACCCGGACUCGGAUGACCCGCUGUUCCCGGCGCUCGACGACCUCUCUCUCGGCAGUCUCGAGGUCAAGCCCGAGACCAUCGUCAGCCUCCUCAACAAGUUCCCCAAGCUGACCAGCGUCGGCCUGAGGAGGAUGGUGCUCAUCGAUGCUUCGGCCGACGAUGUGCGAGGCAACGUCUGGCUGCCAGUGGUGAACCGGCUGGCCAAGCUCGAGGAGCUGAAGCAUGUCCAUCUCGGAUUCAUGCGGCAGAGGAAAGAACAUGGCGUGAUCAUCGAUGUCUCGCUGUUCGAACUGGCUAAGCGGCCUGGCCCGACCAUGAAAAUCUAUGCCGCUUCCCUCGAGGGCGACUUCUACGGCAGCCCCAGGAGAGUGAGGGAGUGGCUCCUCAACACCGCGCGGGAGAUGUACGUCCAGUGGCCGCCCGAAAUAGAGGACGCGGACGAAUUGGAUGAAGACGAUGGCGAUGGCGAAGGUUCCGAUGAAGAACAUGAUAGCGACGGCGACGAUGACGGUAAUGGAGACGAUGAGGAAUGA